Molecule: messenger RNA, 1097 nt
Organism: Cynocephalus volans (Philippine flying lemur)
Lineage: Eukaryota; Metazoa; Chordata; Mammalia; Dermoptera; Cynocephalidae
Gene: LYPLAL1
Product: lysophospholipase like 1
Exons: 5
Coding region: 16-735 (239 amino acids)
Biological process (GO): protein depalmitoylation
Cellular component (GO): cytoplasm
Molecular function (GO): carboxylic ester hydrolase activity; palmitoyl-(protein) hydrolase activity
Source: RefSeq, a predicted model, not a curated record
GUCGUGGCAGGAGCGAUGGCGGCGGCGGCGGCUUCCGUGCACCUGCAGCGCUGUGUGGUGUCGCCGGCUGGGAGGCACAGCGCCUCUCUCAUCUUCCUGCACGGCUCAGGUGAUUCUGGACAAGGACUGAGAACAUGGAUCAAGCAAGUUUUAAAUCAAGAUUUAACAUUCCAACACAUAAAAAUUAUUUAUCCAACAGCUCCUCCCAGACCGUAUACUCCUAUGAAAGGAGGAAUCUCAAAUGUGUGGUUUGACAGAUUUAAAAUAUCUAAUGACUGCCCAGAACACCUUGAAUCAAUUGAUGCAAUGUGUCAAGUGCUUACUGACUUGAUUGAUGAGGAGGUAAAAAGUGGCAUCAAGAAGAACAGGAUACUAGUAGGAGGAUUUUCUAUGGGAGGAUGCAUGGCAAUACAUUUAGCAUAUAGAAACCAUCAAGAUGUGGCAGGAGUAUUUGCUCUUUCUAGUUUUCUGAAUAAAGCAUCUGCUGUUUACCAGGCUCUUCAGAAAAGUGAUGGUGUACUUCCUGAAUUAUUUCAGUGUCAUGGUACUACAGAUGAGUUAAUUCUUCAUUCCUGGGGUGAAGAGACAAACUCAAUGUUAAAAUCUCUUGGAGUAAGCACAAAGUUCCAUAGUUUUCCAAAUGUUUACCAUGAGCUAAGCAAAACUGAGCUAGAACAACUGAAGACAUGGAUUCUUACAAAGCUGCCAGGAGAAAUGGAAAGGCAGAAUGAAUGAACCAGUAUUGAUUUGUUUAUCUGCACAUAAUUUCUGUGAAAAGUGAUUUUUAUUGCCAAAUUACAAUGAUAGUUAAAAUAUUAUGAAAUAUUUAUUGACUUACAUAUUUAUUAAUUAUUAAAAUGCUUGGCACGAGAGGGAAUAAUAUAAUCUUAUUAAGGUAACAAUUAUUUUUUAUUGAAACAUAAUUGAUGGUACAUAUCUAUGGGGUACAGCAUUGAAUAUCAAUUCCUGUGUGUAAUAUGUGAUGCUCAAGUUAGGUUAAUUACUAUAUUUAUCGUUAUACAAUGUAGUCACUAUUUUGUGGCCCUUUACCAGUUUCUAAGUUCUUUCAUGUUUUCUCAUUGCUACUUUAUAUAUUU